This is a messenger RNA of Penicillium subrubescens, 759 nucleotides long. RefSeq lists its product as uncharacterized. The transcript has a single exon. The record is from RefSeq and is a predicted model, not a curated record. The coding region runs from base 1 to 759 and encodes 252 amino acids. NCBI's taxonomy places the organism in Eukaryota, Fungi, Ascomycota, Eurotiomycetes, Eurotiales, Aspergillaceae.
AUGAUGUCGAGCUUCGCCGAAUCCGAUCAACUAUCUCCAGACCCUACUCAAGAGAACACGCCCUCUGCCGAAGCCAUGGUGGUCACUCGCUCAUUCUCCAAUAUGAUAAAGGCAGAGGACUAUGAUCAAAGCAGCCCACAAUCCCCAGUGGAUACUGGUGGAGAAGCUGUGGAUAAUGAGCUCUUUGUCCCUCUCUCUGGCCCUCUGCCCACGACUUCCACUGCAGAUGAAGCGCAGAACACAGCCACCCCGAAUCCCACACCUCCAGAGCCUCCAAAGGCAACAAAACCAACACGGGGACGCAAGAGAAAGACCCCUGUCGCAACCACAGAGUCUGAACCGGCCAAGAAAAAGAAAGCCCCGGCUGUCAAGCCCAGCCCGGCCGAAGCGGAUCCCCUCGAGUUCACUGAAGCGAAGCCCGAUGUUGCCACGAUGAUGGGAUUUCCGCUACCAAAGAUCAAUCAUGGCGGAACUCGGCCGUUGAGAGUGCCCCGGGAUUUGUAUUCCACCCCCUCGAUCAGUGAUAUGGACGAUGCCAAUGCAGUUGAACGGGUGUUCCGGGACCUUCUCGCCGUCCGAGAAGUUGUCGACUGGGAGUCCCGAUGGCUUGGUCGUCGACUGUGGCUGUUGCGAAAGAAGGCUGCUCUCGAGGCGCAACGGGAGGAUGCCCGGCUCUCGAAGAUGUGGGAGCAGGACAACGGGUCUCUGGAAGAGGACAUCAAGAAGCUGGAGGCAGAGAACGGAAAGCUCGACAAGUAG